GUUCCCCGCUGGGAGCGCAUGCGAAGGGGAGGGAUGAGCGGGAGGCGGCGGCGACUGCCACUCGAGGGGGCUUCGCCUGCGCCCCUGCCGGGAAAAGCCGCCAAGAAGCGCGUGAAGCGGGAGCUCCGCGUGGAGUUCUCUGCCGCCGUGAGGGAGCGAGCCUUGAAGGAGAAAGUGGCCGCGGCUUGGGCCCGCCAGGAGCCGCUUGAGCACGAGGCUGUCACUCUGGAUCCUGCUCCUUUCCCCCACUGUGUCAUCCCAGGUUUUAUCCCCAACGAGGACUUCCUGGAAGAGCUGCGGAAGGAGCUCCUGAGCCUGGAUUUCCAUGAAAAGUGCAAUGAUCUGUACAAGUUCAAACAGUCAGAUGACCUAAAGAAGAGAGGAGAGUCCCACAUUGCGGCAUUAAGAAAAGUUCUUUUUGAAGAAUUCCGGUCUUGGCUUUCUGAUGUGAUCCAGGUAGAGCUGGAACCAACCAUUGAUCUGUCUUGUGCUAAAUAUGAAUAUACAGAUACCCUGCUGUGCCACGAUGAUGAGUUGGAGGGGCGGCGAAUCGCGUUUAUCCUUUAUCUUGUACCCCCCUGGGAUAAGCAUGAUGGGGGCACUUUGGAUCUCUUCUGUACAGAUGAUCAUUUCCAGCCUUUGCAGAUUGUCAAGUCUUUGGUCCCUUCUUGGAACUCGCUCAUUUUCUUUGAAGUAUCGCCAGUCUCCUUCCACCAGGUGUCUGAAGUUGUUUCCAAAGAGAAGUGCCGCUUGUCUGUGAGCGGCUGGUUUCAUGGCCCCUCGGUUGCAAGACCAGCACGUCACAUUGAGCCACGGAUUCCACGAGCACCCCACAUCCCUCGUGAUCAUGAGAUCUUGUAUGACUGGAUCAAUCCGGUUUAUCUGGACAUGGAUUCCCAAGCACAGAUCCAGGAAGAAUUUGAGGAUCGGUCUGAGAUCUUGCUGAAAGACUUUCUCAAGAGAGACAAGUAUCAGCUGGUUUGCAAAGCUCUGGAGAUGGAAGGACUCUGUUGGAGCAGCAGAGGGCCCCCGAACAAAAGACAUUACGAGAAAGCAGAUGAGAAGAGCUUGCCGGCCCCUUUGAAAGAGUGCUUUGAGCUCUUUUGCUCAGAGGCCUUAUUCCUGCUCCUUUCCAACUUCACGGGCCUGAAGCUGCAUUUUCUAGCCCCAGGGGCAGAAGAAGAGGAAGGAGGAGGAGGAGAGUCUUCUGAAAGCUCCCAAGGACCGAGCAGUCAAGAGGAAACUGGCAGUAGAGACCAUGCAGAGGGGCCAGGGAGCAUUUCUGAAAAUGAGAGCAACCAAAAGAAUGGAGUUCCUCUUUGUGCUGGAGAACUGAGACGCUGGAGAAAAGGUUGCUAUACUUUGGUUCACGAUGCCCAAACAACAGAGUUUGCACUUGACCUGCUGCUCUUCUGUGGUUGUGAAGACUGGGAUGUCGAAUCUGGAGGCUUCACUUCAUACAUUGCAAAAGGUGAAGAUGAAGAGCUGCUGACGGUUAAUCCAGAGGCCAAUUGCUUGGCUUUAGUUUACAGAGAUCGAGAGACACUGAAGUUUGUGAAGUACAUUAACCAACGUAGUUUGGAGCAGACACCAAUGCAACCUGAGCAAACAGGAUUCUGGGACUUCUCCUUUGUUUACUAUGAAUGAGAGAUGGUGCAAGUACAUGAUG
This is a messenger RNA of Python bivittatus (Burmese python), 1669 nucleotides long. It is a transcript of the gene OGFOD1, whose product is annotated as 2-oxoglutarate and iron dependent oxygenase domain containing 1. The record is from RefSeq and is a predicted model, not a curated record. Gene Ontology annotation, cellular component: cytoplasm. Lineage: Eukaryota; Metazoa; Chordata; Lepidosauria; Squamata; Pythonidae. Gene Ontology annotation, biological process: peptidyl-proline hydroxylation; regulation of translational termination. Gene Ontology annotation, molecular function: L-ascorbic acid binding; iron ion binding; peptidyl-proline dioxygenase activity.